Molecule: messenger RNA, 2661 nt
Organism: Adineta steineri
Lineage: Eukaryota; Metazoa; Rotifera; Eurotatoria; Adinetida; Adinetidae
Source: the annotation of a GenBank genome assembly
AUGAGCGAUAAAGAGCCACUAUUAAAGAAACGUAACAAAUUACUUAAUGACAAUGAUAGCCACAAUGAAAACAAAAGUUUUUCUGAGUGGCGUCAAUAUUUCAAUCAGCAAAAGACUGAUGCUAGGAAUAAAAAGUUAAACGAUGAGAUCAACCAAACUACUAAAGAUAUUCCAGUCGGUGUUUUACGAUUAUUUCGAUUUGCUGAUCGUAUUGAUCUUUUUCUUUUAAUUAUUGCUCUAUCUCUCAUAUUGGGGCAUGCAGCUUGUCUUCUCGCAAAAGUAAUUCUUUUUGGUCGAAUCACGGGAUUAUUUGCCACUACAUCAUUUUCUGUGGAUUGUCAUAAUCAAUAUGAAAAUUUCGCAUCUACAAUUAUUAAUAAUAGUGUAUGUCCUCUUGGUAUUGAUCUUAAUUCAUUAAAUUCUGAUCGAUUAUAUAAACUAUGCCAUUAUCAUAAUAAAACAAUUUCAUCGACAUUAGCUCCAUUAACGCCUUUAUUUCGACAAAAUGUUAUGCAUCUAGUUUAUUUGUUCUUCGUAAUUGGACAUAUUCAAAUGAUGAUUUUUAGUAUAAUUAUAUCUUUUAUUUUCAACUGGCAAUUAUCUUUAAUUAUGUCUUGUAUAAUCCCGAUUGUUGUUGUUAGUUCAAUGAUGUUUGCUAAGCUCAUUACUAAAGAAACAGAAGAACAAUUAAAUACAUACUCAAGAGCUGGACAAAUUGCUCAAGAAGUAUUUAGUUCAUUAAGAACUGUUCUUUCAUUUAAUGGAAGCAAAUCGCAACAAAAACAAUAUGAAAAGGAAUUAAAAUUAAACGAAUGGUAUACUGUUCGCAAAGAUGCUGCAUUUGGUGUUUAUUAUAGUUGGUUACUUUUUAUAAACUUUCUAGUUUAUUCAAUUGGUUUCACUUUUGGUUCUAUUCUUAUGUCUGAUAAAACUCGUCAUACAGUGACUAUUAGUGAGAUUCUUAUUGUUGUAAAUAUGUUUGCACAAGCGUUAGUUUAUCUUAAUACAAUUGGUCCUUUCUUCCAAUCAAUUUCGGAAGCUCAAGGUGCAGCUGUAUCCGUAUUUCGACUUAUUGAUGAGGCACAUGAUGCAAAUAUCAACGAGAGAGAAAUAUUGGAAGAGAACAUAUCUGAUGAAAGAUCUAUUUCUAAUAUUAAUGGUGAUAUUGAAUUUGACAAUGUUAGUUUUUCUUAUCCAUCUAGAGAAAAUGUAACAGCUUUGAAUAAUCUUAAAUUGAUUGCUCGUGCUAAACAAACAACUGCCCUUGUAGGUUCAAGUGGUUGUGGAAAAAGUACAUGUGUAUCACUUCUUCUUCGUUAUUAUGAACCUUCCUCAGGUAGAAUUUUGAUUGAUGGCCAAUCAAUUACAAAUCAUAAAAUCAAACAAUUUCGUCAAAAUAUCGGAGUUGUCAGUCAAGAACCUAUUCUAUUUGGAAUGAGUAUUUAUGAAAAUAUUCGUUUUGGUAAAUUGAAUGCAACACGUGCAGAGAUUGAGCAAGCAGCAGAACAAGCUAAUGCACAUAAAUUCAUUAUGAAAUUACCAAAGAAAUAUGAAACACUUGUUGGUGAACGUGGUAUACAAUUGAGUGGUGGUGAAAAACAACGUAUUGCAUUAGCUCGUGCACUUGUCAAACAACCCAACAUUCUUUUGUUAGAUGAAGCAACAAGUGCACUUGAUAAUGUUAGUGAAAGAAUUGUUCAAGAAGCACUUGAUCGAGCAUGUAAAAAUCGUACAACUAUUGUUAUUGCCCAUCGUUUGACUACGAUUCAAAAUGCUGAUUAUAUCUGUGUAUUAGAUAAAGGAAGUGUAAUUGAAGAAGGUACACAUGAAACAUUAUCGGCAAAAGAAGGAGGUAGAUAUCAAACAAUGAUCAAAAUGCAACAAUCUGAAAAUACAUUUCAUAGACAAGAGAGUCUGAUGCAAAUGGAAAAAGCAGCAGCUGAAGAUGAAGAACUAUUAUUGGAACGCGUUCGUCUAUUGAGUGAGAGCGAAGCAAUUGAUAUAAAUCGGAGAGCUUCGAUGUCAGCAAGAGGAAAAUCUGUUUUUUUUAGACUCUUGAAGAUGAAUAGUCCUGAAUGGAUGCUUAUCCUGAUUGCUUGUUUGGCAUGCUUACUUGGUGGAUUACGUGGAUCAGCGUUCUCGAUUCUAUUCGCAAAAAUAAUUAAUGAAUUUAAUGAUUGUAAAUACACUGAUGUACGUCGUCGAGUGUUGAUUACAAGUGGUUUAUUAAUUAUUACCGGCGCUGUUUUUAUGACUCUUCGUUUUUUCCAAUUUGUGACUUUUGGAGUCGCAGGAGCGAAAUUAGUUAGUCGCAUUCGUUCAAAAGCAUUCGCAUGUUUUCUUCGUCAAGAAGUAGCUUAUUUUGAUCGACCUGAAAACAGUUCUGGUGCUAUAUGUAAUCAACUCUCUUCUAAUGCAGCUGCUAUUGAAGACAUGGCUGGUUCAAGAUUAGGUGUUAUCUGUCAAGCUUUAUCCAUGUCUACUUUUGGCUUCUUACUUGGCCUUUAUUACAACUGGCAAUUAACAAUAAUCAUAGCUAUUCCUUUCGUUAUCAUGAUGAUCGUCACUAUUAUACAAAUACGGUUGAGUUCAUGGUUAAAAACACAAUCUGAUCUCAUUUACUCUCAAGCUAGCACGGUAAAAUCAUCUUGUUAUUCAUAA